This is a messenger RNA of Syngnathus acus (greater pipefish), 1253 nucleotides long. RefSeq names its product aurora kinase B (gene aurkb). Gene Ontology annotation, cellular component: spindle microtubule; chromosome passenger complex; spindle midzone. Gene Ontology annotation, biological process: protein phosphorylation; mitotic spindle organization; regulation of cytokinesis. The record is from RefSeq and is a predicted model, not a curated record. The transcript has 9 exons. Gene Ontology annotation, molecular function: protein kinase activity; ATP binding. NCBI's taxonomy places the organism in Eukaryota, Metazoa, Chordata, Actinopteri, Syngnathiformes, Syngnathidae. Bases 85 to 1080 code for a protein of 331 amino acids.
GUUUUGUCAUUUUGAAAAAGUUGGCGGAAGUGGUCGUCCUGAGGAAGAGUUAAGACACUAUAAAACUGCCAAUUUCACGCAAAGAUGCAGGAUAAAGAAAAUCACGGGCCAAGGGCUUUCCAGCAACAGACCUCGAGCAUCCUGGCUGGCCCACAACGUGUUCCGGUUAGACCGGGACGAGCCACAGACAAAAAUCUUGUUAUGGAACCCGUAAGACAAUAUGUUGGUUCAUCGUCCAGUUUGGUUCCGAAGCAGAUCAGUAUUGAAGACUUUGACAUCGGUCGACCACUGGGGAAGGGCAAGUUUGGCAAUGUGUACCUCGCCAAGGUGAAGAAGCUGCAAGCCAUUGUAGCUCUCAAAGUGUUGUUCAAGUCCCAGAUGGAGAAGGAGGGUGUAGAGCACCAACUCAGAAGGGAGAUUGAGAUCCAGGCUCACCUCAAGCAUCCCAACAUCCUUCGCUUUUACAACUAUUUUCAUGACCGUAAGAGGGUGUUUUUGGUGCUGGAGUACGCGCCACGUGGCGAGUUAUACAAGGAGCUUCAGCGAUUAGGACGCUUUGACGAUCAGCGCACUGCCACUUUUAUGGAAGAGAUCUCCGAUGCACUGCUGUACUGUCACGCAAAGAAAGUGAUCCAUCGUGACAUCAAACCAGAGAAUCUACUACUUGGCUACCGUGGAGAGCUGAAAAUUGCUGAUUUUGGUUGGUCAGUUCAUGCACCUUCCCUCAGGCGGCGCACGAUGUGCGGGACGCUGGACUACCUUCCUCCCGAGAUGAUCGAGGGCCGCACCCAUAGUGAGAAAGUGGACCUGUGGUGCAUCGGGAUCCUCUGUUAUGAGUGUCUUGUGGGGAAACCUCCCUUUGAAUCUUCUUCUCAUGUUGAUACGUACAAAAGAAUCACCAAGGUGGAUCUGAAGUUCCCAAGCAUCGUUUCGGAAGGUGCACGCGACCUGAUCGGCAAGCUGCUUCGCCACUGCCCCGCCGAUCGUCUAUCGCUACAGUGUGUCAUUGAUCACCCGUGGGUCCGUAACAACUCUCGGCGGAUCUUACCCCCCCCUGUCUGUCCCACCAAAACCUCAUGAGCCCAAUCCAAAGCUUCCUUUAUUUUUGUGAUGAGUAUAUAUUCUCUGUCCUGCAUUUUUUUUUAGUAAAUGUCCUGCUAUUGGCUCUUCAGGUAUUCUUCAUCUUGUAUCUUGUACAGAGUGGUGUUUUAAUUUAUGGGUGCAUAUCAAUAAAUAUGUAUUGUGGAAAUUUU